Messenger RNA from Castor canadensis (American beaver), 1806 nucleotides. It is a transcript of the gene Ltv1, whose product is annotated as LTV1 ribosome biogenesis factor. Gene Ontology annotation, cellular component: cytosol; nucleus; preribosome, small subunit precursor. The record is from RefSeq and is a predicted model, not a curated record. Gene Ontology annotation, biological process: ribosomal small subunit export from nucleus; ribosomal small subunit biogenesis. NCBI's taxonomy places the organism in Eukaryota, Metazoa, Chordata, Mammalia, Rodentia, Castoridae.
GCACGUGUGCCUAGGCCUCCAGAGUCACCUUGAGCCGGGCCUUGACUCUGCCGGCCUUGACUCUGCCGGGCUUUGACUCCGCCCGGCGUUCCAAGUUUUGUCGCCGCUCCUUUGUGGGGGUGAGCGCGGCGCGGCUGCAGCAUGCCUCACAGGAAGAAAAAACCCUUUAUAGAAAAGAAGAAAGCUGUGUCUUUUCACUUGGUCCACCGGAGCCAGCGAGAUCCUUUAGCAGCAGAUGAGACUGCGCCCCAGAGGGUUCUGUUGCCCACACAGAAAAUAAAUGAUGAAGAAAGGCGAGCAGAACAAAGGAAGUAUGGAGUGUUCUUUGAUGAUGACUAUGACUACCUGCAGCAUCUGAAGGAACCAUUUGGACCCUCAGAACUUAUUCCAGCCAGUACCCUUGGUGCACACAACAACAGAGAGGAGAAAGAAGAAACUUUAGUAAUUCCAAGCACUGGAAUUAAAUUGCCUUCAUCAGUGUUUGCCUCAGAAUUUGAGGAAGAUGUUGGAUUGUUAAAUAAAGCAGCUCCUGUUUCAGGACCUCGACUGGAUUUUGAUCCUGACAUUGUUGCUGCUCUUGAUGAUGAUUUUGACUUUGACAACCCAGAUAAUCUGCUCGAAGAUGACUUUAUCUUUCAGGCCAAUAAGCCAUCUGGAGAGGAAGAGAGGAUGGAUGUCCGACAUGCGUGGAAAUCUGAGAGUGAAGAUGGCAGUGAGUGGGAAGACACGGAUGAUGAAAAGGAGAGAGGCAGUGAUGACGGUGACUGUGACUCUGCAGGCCUAUUGUCAGAUGAAGAUGAUAUGUCUGCCCCUGGGGCACUUCAUGGAGAUUGUGAAAAGCAUUUGUUCUGGAAUGAGGAAACAAAAAGUCGAUUCACCGAGUACUCUAUGACUUCCUCAGUUAUGAGGAGAAAUGAACAGCUAACCUUACACGAUGAGAGGUUUGAGAAGUUUUAUGAACAAUAUGAUGAUGUUGAAAUUGGAGCUCUAGAUAACGCCGAGUUGGAAGGUUCCAUUCAAGUAGACAGCAAUCGCUUACAAGAAGUUUUGAGUGACUACUAUAAAGAGAAGGCAGAGAAUUGUAUAAAGUUGAAUACUCUUGAACCCUGUAAGGAUCAAGACCUACCAAUGAGUGAGCUAGAUGAAUCUGAGGAAGAAGAGGUUAUUACUGUAGUUCUCAAAGAAGCCAAAGAGAAGUGGGAUUGUGAAUCCAUUUGCAGUACAUACUCAAAUUUAUACAACCAUCCACAACUUAUCAAGUAUCAGCCAAAGCCCAAACAAAUCCACAUAUCUUCUAAAACAGGAAUACCUCUCAAUGUCUUACCUAAAAAAGGACUCACAGCAAAGCAAGUUGAACGAAUGCAGAUGAUUAAUGGCAGUGAUCUGCCCAAGGUAUCAACCCAACCACGUUCUAAAAAUGAAAGCAAAGAAGAUAAAAGAGCAAGAAAGCAAGCUAUAAAAGAGGAGCGCAAGGAAAGAAGAGUGGAGAAGAAAGCUAACAGAUUAGCAUUCAAGCUGGAGAAAAGAAGGCAGGAAAAGGAGCUGUUGAACUUGAAGAAGAAUGUUGAGGGCCUAAAGCUGUAGACAGUGGAACAUUCCCAGUUACGGACUCCUGGCUAUGUUCAGAGAUAAAACUGUUUGCCUAGCCCUUUUACAGGCAGAUACUGAAGAGAAAAAUACAAUAUUUGUAUUAUUUUUAUAUGGCAAGUUUCCCUGUCAACUUCUUGUAAAUAUUGUAACGUUUUAAAUUUAAUAUUAUAAGCUUAGAUUUCCUCUGAAAUAAAUGACUUCAUGCAUGGGAAAUGU